UCAAAGUAACAGUGGGCUGUGGAGCCACUUUGCAUCGCUGGGCAAGGUGGUUGUUUUACUGGACUCGGAGGUCGACAAUGCCAGUCAUCUUCUGGCAGACGUCAGUGCUGUGAAAAGUCUCUGCACUCUUCAGAAGCGCAUCGAGUCCCUUGCGGCUUUCACUGAAGUCUGUUCCAGACAGUCUUCGGGCUUCCUUGCUGCUGCCCCCUGUUGCCCGACCUGGUCCCUUCCAAACCUGAUUGCUAGCAUUGUUGGAAAGUCUGACUGUGAUGAGAUAUCUGCCGCGGAUGUUGAUGACGUACGUCACCUGGUGGUAACCUGUCUACAGUCCUUCCUCUCCGGCCGGCUGAGACGCUCCUGUUGGGAUGACGCCUCUCCGCCCCAAUGGCUCUGUCCAGAUGUUCCCCCGGCGUGCUUUCGUCAUCCUCACCUCAUCAUCCUGCUCGCCACUUCCCUG
Dibothriocephalus latus is the source of this 457-nucleotide messenger RNA. NCBI's taxonomy places the organism in Eukaryota, Metazoa, Platyhelminthes, Cestoda, Diphyllobothriidea, Diphyllobothriidae. The record is from the annotation of a GenBank genome assembly.